CAUCAUCAAGACCACUAGUGGCAACAAUGGGGUAGCUGUAGGGUGCGAGUGUAACGGAGACUUGACACUUAAUUAUAUAUCUAGAAUAAUAAUAAACACAAUAGAACAAUAACCAAUAACAGAACAAUAUAGACAAUGUCUUUCUUUAGGCAAUUGCUUUGUACUGUCUUGGUUAGCUACUCGUGCCUGAGCCUGGGCGUGACGAUGACCUGGCCGUCGUCCACGCUGCUGCUGUUCCGCUCGGAGAACACCCCGCUGCACCGGCCCAUGACGGAGACGGAGCAGGCGCUCUUCGGGAGCCUGUCCUCCAUCGGAGCGCUACUCGCCACGCCGGUGGCCGGCUACUUGUCCGACGUGAAGGGGCGCAAGUUCACCGUCGCGCUGCUGUCGCUGAUGCAUGUUAUCUGCUGGUCCAUGAUAAUCGUGUCAAACCGAGUGGAGGUCGUCCUCACAGCCCUCUUCGUCUCCGGCAUCGGGAGCGGCACCUUCUUCGUCACCCCCGUCUACAUCAGCGACUUCUGUCAGGAGUCCGUCCGAGGCCAGCUGACCUCAGGAGCCGUGAUCUUCUACACCAUAGGAGUUAUAGUCUCGUACAUAGUCGGUGGAUUUCUGGACUAUCAAAUGAAUGUCUACGCUUGCCUAGGCAUUUCUGUGCUGGGGGUCGUGCUGCUGAGUCUUAUAAAAGAGUCUCCUCUGUUCCUGAUGAUAAAGGAGAGAGAACAGGAAGCCAAAGAGUCGAUAGCUUUCUUCCGGAAUGUGAAGAUCGAUUCGAAGGAAGUGCUUCAUGAGAUCGCGACUAUUCGCCGAGGACUCAACCCCGAAAUGGACGAUACAGGCACGCCAGAAGAGGAAUGCAAGCUGAAGCCCAUUGCGGAGAGGAAGAAAUUAUCGCCAUUUCAGUUUAUAAGGAAGUCGUACUCGACCCGGCGCGCGCUGGCCACGGCCGUGAUCCUGCUGACGCUGUCGAUCUUCCAGGGGCUGAUCGCGGUGCAGGUGUACGCGGAGCCGCUGUUCGGCGAGGCCGUGCCCAGCAUGUCCCCCGCCGUCUCCAGCAUCCUGUUCUCCGUCGUCAUGUUCGUGGUGGGCCUCGUCGCGGCUUACCUCACUGAUGUCGUUGGCAGAAAGCCCCUCAUGGUGUACUCGUCGCUCGUGUCGGCGGCCUGCUGCCUGCUGCUCGGCUCCCAGAUCCACUUCCGCUGGGCGCCGCACAGCGCCACCGCCGUCUUCAUAUACAUGUUCUGCGUGGUGUACACACUAGGCGCGGGGACCAUCCCUUACGUGACCAGCCCUGAGCUGUUCCUGCCUGAGAUAAAGAGCUUCGCGACGAUGCUGGUGACGGAGUGGAUCUGGCUGUGCACGUUCGUGAUCCUGUUCGCGUUCCAGCCGGCGGUGGGACUGGUGGGGCUGGGGCCCGUGUUCUACGCGUUCGCCGCCGUCGGCCUCGCCACGGCCGCCUUCGCGCACGGCUGCAUGCCCGAGACCAAGGGGCUGCCCGUCGAUGAGAUACAGGCGCUGUUUAGCAAGAAGCGUGCUACUCCUAGUUACGCAUGAUGGUUUUUGAUAUAAGAACGUUGUGUAGUUAAAUACAUGAUUCAUUUUAUAUCCGAAGA
Messenger RNA from Leguminivora glycinivorella, 1610 nucleotides. RefSeq names its product facilitated trehalose transporter Tret1-like. Gene Ontology annotation, biological process: transmembrane transport. Lineage: Eukaryota; Metazoa; Arthropoda; Insecta; Lepidoptera; Tortricidae. Gene Ontology annotation, cellular component: membrane. The transcript has 8 exons. Bases 136 to 1551 code for a protein of 471 amino acids. The record is from RefSeq and is a predicted model, not a curated record. Gene Ontology annotation, molecular function: transmembrane transporter activity.